Paramacrobiotus metropolitanus is the source of this 1349-nucleotide messenger RNA. RefSeq lists its product as uncharacterized. NCBI's taxonomy places the organism in Eukaryota, Metazoa, Tardigrada, Eutardigrada, Parachela, Macrobiotidae. Gene Ontology annotation, molecular function: GTPase activity; GTP binding. Gene Ontology annotation, cellular component: Golgi apparatus; endosome. The transcript has 2 exons. The coding region runs from base 272 to 1039 and encodes 255 amino acids. The record is from RefSeq and is a predicted model, not a curated record.
UAUAGCAGCCUGAAGUCCCUAUAUAUCCAGGAUAAACAGACGAUUACAGGUUGUCAGGUCCCGGUGAGCGGAAUGAUGCGACACUGGCAUUUGCACGUUACGAUUAUCGACGUAUCGCUGAAGAAAGAAGGGAAAGCCGAAAGCGAGCCCGUUUGCCCGAGUUGGGUAUUAAAAUUAAAUUUAAUGAAGUCGUUACAACUUACAAGCACAUCUAUACAGUACCUUCGGUGACCUUUUGAGUAUUCGCCGGACCACACUGAUCGUACUAAUAAUGCCUGACCUGCAGCAUAUUCAACAAUAUCUUUCUCUUUAUCAAGACAGCAAUGAUGCAUCUCAACCGAACUCUGGCAACAAAAAGCAUUUUAACUUGAAGAUUGGUGUGGUUGGACCGUCGCAUGCAGGAAAAACUUCCAUAUGUGCUCAGAUCGCUCAUCAAGAUUUCCCCCUAGCUUACCGUCCAACAUAUGGUGCCAGGUUUUACACGAAGAAAGUGCUGUUCGAACAGUUUACGGUGGAUUUCCAUUUCAUCGAAGUUGGUGGUAAGGAAGAAAAUCAAAACGAUUUUAGGGACCUUUUGGGAGAAGUUCGCGUAUUUGUUUUCGUCGUGGAUCUGACCGAUCAGUUAUCCUUUGAGAGAUUUCAAUCACAGUGCGUCGACACAUGGAAAAAGCAAUGCGAAGACGGACUGCUUCUGGGGAACCGAAGCGAUCUUGUUGCUCGAAGGCAAGUCACCACUGAAGCGGCAGAAUACUUUGCUCGGGCUCUCGGAGUAGAAUACCUGGAAAUUUCAACCAAAUCUGCAGUCCAUGUGAAAGAUGUGCAAAAACGCCUCGAACAGAUCGCAAAAAAAUUCGUUAACGUAGGAUUCCGUGACAAAAGCCAAGAAAACACUGGAAAAGCAGAAGCGGUCAAACCGCAUGCUCCUCCUAGAAGUCGCAAGCAACCGUCAGGGGAUGUCACGGCACAAAAUACACCUUCCAAAAAAUCGAGUGAUUUAAGGCUGAAUAAUGCAACGGACGACCCGGACGACGAUUUUUGAACCAGGAGUCGGCUUGUAUAACUUAGAAGACAAAAAUUAUUGUGCUUUGUGUCUCUUGUGUCUGUCAUAGUGUGUGUGACUUACAAUGCUUAAUUAUUAAUCUCAGCUGUGCAAUAUUAUACACUGACAACUAUAAGCUGCAAUUAACAACCCUGCGAGUACAGCACUCAUACAAAAAAAUUUACUAUGAUUCGCAACUUGCAGCACCAAUGCAAAUUGCAAUAAUUAACAUUGUAAGUAUGUUAGUUAGCUAUCAUGUUCUUAGCUUGUACCGGUAUACGAGUAUUUGAAACCAUCUGCUCCGACUUAA